Molecule: messenger RNA, 348 nt
Organism: Pelobates cultripes (western spadefoot toad)
Lineage: Eukaryota; Metazoa; Chordata; Amphibia; Anura; Pelobatidae
Source: the annotation of a GenBank genome assembly
AUGGCGGACUCACUCACCUGCUAUAGUCAAGCACAAACACUCAAGGCGGACUGGUGCCCCAGGGGGACCUUGUGGCAAAGAUUGACGCUAUCUUUGAAGCUUUCUGGGCGAAACUGGCGGAAAAAGCAGCAGAUCACCAAUGGGACUCCCCAGCAAAAGACCAGAGGCAGACAUCCCAAAAUGGCCGCGGAGCACAUAAAGACAUUCAAGGGGCUACAGCACCCGCCAUUAGCGGCAGCCACCUCCCUGAACCGGGAGCUACCAAGAGAACAGUUCGCCGGAAGUGACCAGGCAGAAGGAACAUGCCACCAACGCCUACAAGCCGCCAUCUGGGGCGACCAGUGCUGA